UUGACUACGUGGUUAGUGAUCGCAUGUGCCCUUUCAUAAUUUAAAAGCGACUGCGAUUUACUUCAUUUUUCUUUUAACAUUUAAGUGUUUAAAAAGUAUUCUUAUCCUCGUGAUUUUUAUUGGUAAAAAAUGUCUCGUUAUCGGGAAUGGGAUCUUUCUUGUAAAGUGUACGUGGGAAACUUAGGCACCAAUGCAUCCAAGUAUGAAAUUGAGAAGAUAUUUUCUAAAUAUGGUAGCAUCAGAAACGUAUGGGUUGCAAGGAAUCCGCCCGGUUUCGCGUUCGUCGAGUUCGAAGAUCCACGUGAUGCUGAAGAUUCAGUCCGAGGCUUAGAUGGAACGAGAUGCUGCGGUACAAGAAUAAGAGUGGAAAUGUCAAAUGGCAGAACACGACGAGACCGCAGGUCCAUUUUAUCAACCAACCACCAACACACCACAUCUCUUCACAACUACGGCUUUAUUUCCGCGACCGUCGCCACCAUCUGCGAACACAACCUACGCGCCGAAGCCUCCGCGAUCAGCGGCCCAAUUAUCCUCAUGACAGCUAUCACCUAACCCCGACCUCCUUAAGGACUUACACAUAGUAGGAACCAAUCCUUGCGAUCCUCGAUGCUUCACUGCCAGCACACUAAAUGGGGCACCAAAUUGAAAUACAACAGCGCUCAACUAAUUUUUUCGCGAAUCUUGCGGUUAAAACAUCAUUUGAAGAUUAUGUCCCCUUCGGCCACAGCAGCCACGACGACCUACAAGGCUCAUCAGUCUCGGUACUUUUUGAAACCUAUACUUAGCACUGCCUAACCUGUAUGCCUAGUGGUCAUUACAGGAUGUUAGUAUCUAAACAUAGAUCUCUUAAUGUAUCAUACUGAUAGUGAAGAGAAAUGGUUAAUUACGUUAUAAGAUGAGCUUUAAUUAAUGAAAUAGUUCCAUAAAAACAAUUUUGGAUGUCACUAAAUACAAUUUAUAAUAGUCCACAUAUUACAGAGCAGCAAGUUUUUAUAAUGAUAUACCUGUAUAUUAAAUGUUAUUU
Pieris brassicae (large cabbage white) is the source of this 1024-nucleotide messenger RNA. RefSeq names its product RNA-binding protein 1-like (gene Rbp1). Gene Ontology annotation, cellular component: nuclear speck. Gene Ontology annotation, biological process: mRNA splicing, via spliceosome. Gene Ontology annotation, molecular function: RNA binding. The transcript has 4 exons. The record is from RefSeq and is a predicted model, not a curated record. Bases 130 to 552 code for a protein of 140 amino acids. NCBI's taxonomy places the organism in Eukaryota, Metazoa, Arthropoda, Insecta, Lepidoptera, Pieridae.